UUCGCCGGCUGGUCCGUUGAUUGUGAUUUCGUUGAUCAGCUUGCUCGCGUUCCAGCCGUGCCACCCGGCUUCUCGUCACCACCCCGUUCCUUUACCAGUGCCGCCUCUUUUUUAGAGCCCCGUAAUUGACUCUCGCCCCGGCUGCAUGGUUGUCGUAGUCUCCGCUGGCAUGAGGUCCUCCUAGCUUUUUCCUAGUCCCACACCAUGACAACCAAGACAUGGUAACCUUCUCACUUCCCCCCCUCCGCCUUCGGCGACCACCCCGAUGCCGCACUACCAUACCACAACACUCAGCUCUCCUUUGAUUCACCUCACUACCAUCUCAUGAAUUUUGAUCAUCGACCUCUAUCAAUGUCUCUGGACACCAGCCCUGAGCAAGAUGCUCUGGUCAACGAUGUCUCCAGACAGAUGGCUGCCUCGCAACUCACCCGCAGGUACUCUCGUAGCUCCGGAAGCCAAUCUGGGCGUCGACCUGCGCGAGUUGAAAAACCUCGAAGCAACCACAACAGCCCUAGGACAUUGGAAAGGAGGAAAACGACAAGUGGAACUAAGCGAUACGCAACCCUGGACGACCAUUACAACAUGAUGUUCGGUGUGGCAGGAGGAGAAGAAGGGGCUGCUGAAGACCGACGAGAGCCGUCACGACCUUUGAGCUGGCAUCCAUCAUCCACACAUCCUCAGGGGCAAUCUCGAUCAUCAAUGCCAGGUCCCCUGCCAAACCAUAACCAAGGUGACUGGGCACCAUUCCAAUCAGCUGUCUCUCGCAUCUCUGGAUUCGAGUCAGAAUUUGAAUCGAUAUCAGCGCGGAGUUCUGUCUACCAGGAUAGCAACCCACGCUUCAGCAGCACCGCACAGACCGAGUCUAGCUGGCAAGAAGCGCGCCAACAAAUAUCGGUCACCCCAUACACUUCGAACACUCAUACAGAUGGACGAGUCGGGCCAACACCGUGGUAUCUUCAGAACUGGGCGAAGAUGGUCCAAGCUCAGGCACAGUGUUCAAGGCCGGAAUCGAUGGAGUUCCUUCCGAUCCAACAUCCUUCGGCCCACACACAUGGACAGAACCAGUCAGCCUUUGACGACGAUGAGUCAGAAGAAGAUAGCGAUGGAGACCUGGUCGGCAUGGGCCUCUACGAUCCUCCCGAAGGAAUCCAAGUCUGGCAACCAUCUGCAUUAUGUCAAGGAACAGGAAAAGGAUUGAAGCUGGAAGAAACUUGGCAACCACCCGAACAAAUGGAAGACGGGGACGACGCGAGCUCGGAUGAUGGAAGCGUCGAUGAUCCGCUUGCAAAGGACGAAGACCAUUGGUCUUUGAAGGCAAACGAGGUGGUCCCUGCCAACAUGGACGGAAAGAGCUUCUUUUUUGAUGACGAGGAGACAUACACCAAAGAGCCAUGGUUUCAGCAAGUGAAGCAACCAACGGUGCAGGACACCGACCUAGCAUAUGGAUGGCUGUGAAUAUGAAGGAGUGUUUUGAGCUCGAGGCCGACGUCGAAUCAAUGUUUCAGCGUAGCUUGGAGUUUGGGAAAAGGGAUCGAUUAUAC
This is a messenger RNA of Mytilinidion resinicola, 1541 nucleotides long. RefSeq lists its product as uncharacterized. The record is from RefSeq and is a predicted model, not a curated record. The transcript has 2 exons. Lineage: Eukaryota; Fungi; Ascomycota; Dothideomycetes; Mytilinidiales; Mytilinidiaceae. The coding region runs from base 325 to 1455 and encodes 376 amino acids.